AUGGAGUCUUUACUCGCUGGCGUGCCGCGUCUCGCGGUUGGUGAAUAUUUCCUACUAGGCACAUCCUCUGUUAUCCUCGCCGUAUGUGUCACUCUUUACCAAGCUGUUUACACUCUUGGGGAAUAUAGCGAUUCGGGCUUGCCGUUAGCUGGAGAGCCCCCUGGAAAGAAGACCUUCAGCCUCCGGACGCGUCUAAGAUAUUACUAUGACGCUGCUGCUUUGUAUACUGAAGCCUACCAAAAGUAUGCGAAGCAGGGAAAGGCUAUCUUGGUGCCGGGCUACGGCUCUCGCGCUGACUUGGUCCUGCCCGAAAGCUCAGUCGAAUGGGCCAUAACACAACCCGAUGCAACUCUCAGCUUGUCGCAAGCAUUCCUUCAAGCCAAUCAUUCAACUUACAGUCUCGGCCACUCCAGAUAUUGGGGGGAUGGGUGGCAAUUUUCUUUGGUGAAGACCCAGCUAAACGACAUCUUAUCCACCCUCAUUCCCGCGGUACAGGAUGAGCUUCAUCACGCCAUGCCCAAGUACUUUGGCACCGAAACCCAAUCGUGGAAAGAGAUUGACGUGGGAACCUCCGUCCAGAUGCUUGUGGGGCAGACCUCCAGCCGUUUCAAUGUCGGACUCCCGCUCUGCCGCAAUGAAGAGUACCUAGAUCGGACCCAGAAGAUCAUCAAGGGAGUCAUGAUUACCGCAAUCGCCGGAAACGUCUUCCCAGGCUUCCUGCUGCCCAUUGUCGGUCGCCUCACAAGCUUGCAUACUUGGUACAACAUCAGUCGGGUCAAAAAACAUCUCAAGCCGCAGUACACCGAACGCCUGGCGGCUCUGGGAAAGGAAAAGGAGGAUCAACCCCAGGACCAACUCCAAAUUAUGAUGCGAUUUGCACAGAAGAAGCGCCCACAGGAAUUGAACGAUGUCAACAUCAUGGCCACGCGUCUAGUCGCCGCCAACUUCGUUGCCAUGCAUCAGACUUCCGACACGCUUACCACUAUGCUGCUCAAUAUCAUGGACUCCGACGCCAAAUACAACACCAUCGAAGUUCUGCGCGAAGAGGCCAAGCGCGUCCUGGGCAACGGUGAAGUCGGUUGGAAUAAAGAAAAUUGCGCGGCUAUGACCAGCUACGACAGUGUGGCCCGCGAGACCAUGCGCUGCAGCUUCCCGUUCGGCACCCGUGGUCUACUUCGCAAGGUUAUGAAAGACGACGUCGUCACGAACCUCGGAGUGCCGCUCAAGAAAGGCAGCAUCGUGUCUUUCCUCGCCUCGGCCGCACAGAUGGACCCUGGAAAGUAUGAGAAUGCCCUCGAAUUCGACCCGUGGCGCUUCUCACGCGUGACCGAGAAAGACCGCAAGGAGAAGCCGGGCGAGGAGUUUCCCGUUACCUCAACCGGCCACCACCCGCAGGCUUUUGUGACGACCUCGCCCGAAUAUCUCACCUUUGGGCACGGCAAGCACGCUUGCCCCGGUCGCUUCCUCGUCGAUUUCGAGCUGAAGAUGAUUGUAGCCUACAUACUUCAGCACUACGAUCUCAAGUUCCCCGACGAGUGUAAAGGCAGGGCCCCACCCAUGAAGCAUGUAGCUGAGCUGAACAUGCCGCCUCCGGGGGCCAGGAUCCUGGUCAAGAAACGCGUCUUGUAG
Messenger RNA from Venustampulla echinocandica, 1629 nucleotides. Its product is annotated as Cytochrome P450. The record is from RefSeq and is a predicted model, not a curated record. Gene Ontology annotation, molecular function: oxidoreductase activity, acting on paired donors, with incorporation or reduction of molecular oxygen; monooxygenase activity; iron ion binding. Bases 1 to 1629 code for a protein of 542 amino acids. The transcript is spliced from 2 exons. NCBI's taxonomy places the organism in Eukaryota, Fungi, Ascomycota, Leotiomycetes, Helotiales, Pleuroascaceae.